Lolium rigidum is the source of this 558-nucleotide messenger RNA. RefSeq lists its product as uncharacterized. The transcript has a single exon. NCBI's taxonomy places the organism in Eukaryota, Viridiplantae, Streptophyta, Magnoliopsida, Poales, Poaceae. Bases 1 to 558 code for a protein of 185 amino acids. The record is from RefSeq and is a predicted model, not a curated record.
AUGGGUCUCUGCAUGUCUAGCAGCGCAGCAGCUGUGGCGGCGGUGCAGGCCGAUGGGGCUGCCGCGUCGACGGCGAUGGUGCUGCUGCCGACGGGCGAGCUGCGGGAGUACCCGCCCCGGGCCACAGCGGCGCAGGUGCUCCAGGAAUCUGUCGAGGCAGGAGGCGGCUGGUUCCUGUGCGACGCCGACGCGAUGGGGUUCGAAGGCGCCGUGUCCGCCGUGGGCGGGGCAGAGGAGCUCCGCCCGGGGCAGAUAUACUUCGUGCUCCCUGCAGAGGCAGGCCGCAACGGGCUCCGCCGGGAGGACAUGGCUGCUCUCGCCGUGAAGGCGUCAGCCGCGCUCGUCAAGAAAGCCAGCAGCGGCCGGCGGGUCCGCGCCGGCUCUGUGUCGCCGCUCGUGUUCGCCCCUCCGGAGGAAAAGAUCGACCAGAGCACCGCCUACAAGACCGUGCCGGCGCUGGCGGCGAAGAGGCGGCAGGUGGCGCGCGCGAAGAGCGCCGGGAGGAUGCAGACGCGGUUCGCGCCUGACCUGACAGCCAUUCCCGAGUGUGCGGAGUGA